Messenger RNA from Arabidopsis lyrata subsp. lyrata, 2500 nucleotides. RefSeq lists its product as uncharacterized. The record is from RefSeq and is a predicted model, not a curated record. Bases 148 to 2100 code for a protein of 650 amino acids. Lineage: Eukaryota; Viridiplantae; Streptophyta; Magnoliopsida; Brassicales; Brassicaceae. The transcript has a single exon.
AUUAGAGAGAGAAAGAGACUUGAAAGGAGCACAGCUUUGAGAUCUCAGAUUCAUCUCUCCUUCUUCUUCUUGUUCUUCUUGUUCUUGUUCUUGUUCUUGUUCUUGUUCUUCUUAUUCUUCUUCUUCUUCUUCUUGUAGUAUACGGAAAUGGAAUCUGAGGAAGUGUCACUACCGUUGAUCCACGAGCAUCCUAUGAUACCUUGGAAUGAUCUGCGGAAAGGUGAUUGUUGUGGACGUUUGGAAGCUAUCAGUGAUGGCUAUUACUGCAAAAGAUGUGACUUCUUUGUUCACAGGGAAUGUAGUGAGUCCUCCGAAUUUAUCAAACACCCAUCUCACUCUGUUCACUCUCUUCAGCUUCGAAGUAAUAGCCAUAAUAAUUACUGCAAUUUAUGUCGAAAGGAUAUCACCCAUCUAUGUUAUCGUUGUGAUAUCUGUGACUUUGAGGUGGAUUUAUACUGUGCAAAGUACCCACCACCAGAUGUUAUGGAUAUUUCGGAGACGCAUCACCACAAGCUCACCCUUUGGUUACGGAAUAGGUUUGAUUGCGACGAAUGUGGCAAUUUUGGAUAUGGGUUUUCAUACCUAUGUCGUGAAUGUGAUUUAGACUUCCAUGUAGAUUGCCUAUGGAAUCCGUCUGAGGCAAAACACCCGUCAGAGGUAAACCACACUUACCACCUUUUACACCCUCUUAAGCUCUACACAGGUAAACGACCGGACUAUUCUGAUGGAAAGUGUCGUCUUUGCGAAAGAAAGAUUGAAGAUAGAUUGUUUUAUCAUUGUUCUGCUUGUAACUUCAGUUUGGAUAUGCGUUGCGUUUUAAAACCACCACCACAGUUUGUUCUGGAUUUGAAAGUUCAUGCUCACCAACUCAUCUUUCGCCCAAGACUUGAUUCUUUUACAUGUAAUGCUUGCGGGUUGAGUGGAGAUCGAAGCCCUUACAUAUGUGUUCAAUGUGAUUUCAUGAUACAUCAACAGUGUCUUGCCCUUCCACGCCUCAUAAACAUCAAUCGGCAUGAUCACCGUGUUUCACGCACUUUUGUUCUUGGUGUUGUGAAUUCUGUAUGUGGAGUUUGUCGCCAGAAGGUGGAUUGGACUUGGGGCGGGUAUUCUUGUUUGCGGUGUCCCGGCUAUGUCGUUCAUUCCAAAUGUGCUACUAGAAAGGAUGUGUGGAACGGGAAAGAGCUCGAAGGAAUACCUGAAGAGACAGAAGAUAUAGAGCCAUAUGUGGUAAUAGAUGACAACACAAUACAACAUUUCAGCCACAAAGAGCAUUACCUAAGAUUCCACGUUAAUGGUUUUCUUUGGGAAGAAAAUAAGCGGUGCAGUGCUUGCAUCCAUCCCAUUUGUCUCCAAUCCUUCUAUGGAUGUGUUGAUUGUGAUUUCAUUCUUCACCAAAGUUGCGCUGAAUCUUCUAAAAAGAAAUGGCAUGUACUACACAAUGACCGACUUACUUUAGUUACAAGCGUGGCCAAUUACUUUUGGUGUGCAGCUUGUCAUAGAAUGUCCAACGGUUUCAUGUACCAGUGCGGAGGUAUGAAGUUAGAUGUUCUGUGCGGUUCAAUUUCUGAGCCGUUUGUCCAUCCAAGCCACCCCAAUCAUCCCUUAUAUUACAUUCCACGAGUAGGGAAAAAAAAAUGCAAGGGCUGCUCCAAAAACCGCCUCGCUGUGCUUACGUGCAUCGUAAGUGGUUGUGAAUUUGUCUUAUGCUUCCAUUGCGCCACAUUACCACAAGUGGUAAAGCAUAGAGUAGACGAUCAUCCUCUCUCACUAUGUUAUGGCGAAAAGGCAAGUGGCAAAUAUUGGUGUGACAUUUGCGAGAAACAAACAGAUCCAAAGAGAUUUUUCUACACAUGUAAAGAUCACCGAGCUAGUUUGCAUACAAAGUGCGUGCUAGGAGACUUUGCAGGGCUCAUGCCAAGACUCACAAUAAAGUAUGGUAGCACAUCAUAUGACGUGGUGCUCAAUAAAAGUAUAUCUCGUCCAUUUUGCAAGGGGUGUGAGUCGCAUUGCAUGUACCCUAUCGCCUUGAAGAUUCCUGGAACCUCAGAUAUAUAUGUUUGCUAUUUAGACUGCCUAGGGCGUGUCCGAAGACAUUUAUGAGCAAAGUGAAGAUAGAUCGUUAAGACAGAAAUGAAAUAAAGUUUGUGAAGCCAAUAUAUUCGUUUCUGAUGGAGUUGCAGGUGAGGAGGAACCGGUACGCAGAACGUCAAACCGGAUGCAUGUACCAAACCGGAAGUAUUUGAAUUGAGUUGGUUUGUUUUAUGUUUGAAUAAGUCUUUGCUUUUGUUGAGUCAAUAACGAGAGUCGUGGUUUCCUUAUGUUGAGGAACCAACUCUCCCAUUUUCUAUUCCCAGUUUGUAGGAGUGAUAACUCCAUCUAUUUGUUAUUUAAGAAAUGAAAAAGCCAAAAGAGGCAAUGUUAAUUGCCCAAAGAAAAGUGUUACUCUCUGUUACAAUUUGGAUUGGGUUUUAUAAUCUGAGACCUAUCAGUUUCGAAUUCA